Messenger RNA from Plasmodium falciparum 3D7, 420 nucleotides. RefSeq lists its product as uncharacterized. The record is from RefSeq and is a predicted model, not a curated record. Lineage: Eukaryota; Apicomplexa; Aconoidasida; Haemosporida; Plasmodiidae.
AUGUCAAGAGUUCUAAAUUUUUUUAAAAAUUUAUUAUUAAUAUAUAUUUCGAAUUGCCUAUUAUACAUUAAUAAUAAGCAUUUAUUAAGUAUCAUGCAUUAUGAAAUGUACAAUACUAAGUUGGUUUCGAAUUUAAUUAUAAAACGAAGAUUAAGUGAAACGUUAAUGUAUAACAAAAGAUCACAAUUAAAGGUCUCAAACAUUAAUAAUUAUAAUGAUGAUCAUGAAGAAAAUAAAAAUAGUUUAACUGAAAAAAAAGAAAUGUUAAAAACUUCAAACAGAAAUGAAAAUAAUAGAAAAUCAAAAAAAAGAAGAAAUUAUGAUGUAACUAAAAAAAAAGAAACGUUAGAAGAUUUACUAAAAGAAUAUGAUGAAGAAAUGAAAGAAAUAAAAAAAAAAAAAAAAAAAAUCCUUUUUUAA